AUGUCGCAAGACAACGGGCACAUAGUCGCGCAUGGCAAGAACUCACCCGUCAAUAAACGCAACAACAACCGUGAAGCCAGGAUCGAACUUCCUUUUCACAUGCGCAACCGCUUUCUCCAAGAAACAUCGCACUUGCCUCUCAAAGUCUUCCGCCACCUCGAAUCCUACAUCAAACCUACCAGUCCACCUACGACAUCACUCGCGAAGAAGAAGCCCGUCACAUCCAAUCCUCCACCGGCCACUAGCACUACCAUCAACAUGGAGCUACGCCCAGAUCUCUACGCCGAAGCCGAGAUCCUCAAAGCAGACCACGAACACGACCCCCAGCGCGAGUCGUCAUCAGCCGCCGCAUCACGAGCACAGUCCAAUGCGAAACAUUCCUCAAGUCCCAGCUCAAAAUAUAGCAGCGACCUCGUCCAGAGCCCUGUGACCGACCCCGAUGAUGCCCCAGGCCCCAGGCCCGAACCCUUCGUCUACAAGGCCAACCCCACCGCGGCCAUCUGCAGACUGCAUGAGUUUUCGUAUUCUUCGCAGUACACCCGACCGGCGAGUGAGUUGUUGCAGGAGAUUUUGGAGGUGCGGUAUCCUUUGGAGAGGGAGGGGGAUGAUGAGGAGAGAGCUCUGCUAGGCGGGGUGAGGAGUCGGAGUAGUAGUAGGGAGAGGUCGAGUGGGUGGUGGCGGAAGUUGACGGGGGCUUUGUGGGCGGAUUGA
Molecule: messenger RNA, 711 nt
Organism: Zasmidium cellare ATCC 36951
Lineage: Eukaryota; Fungi; Ascomycota; Dothideomycetes; Mycosphaerellales; Mycosphaerellaceae
Exons: 2
Coding region: 1-711 (236 amino acids)
Source: RefSeq, a predicted model, not a curated record